AUGUCCCUUGCAUCCAACGGUGUCCAAAAUCCCGAGGGAUUGAAAAUUGAGUCAAAAGAAAACGGAUUUGAUGAGAACGGUGACAGGGAUCAGUACAACAAGCUUCUCGACUUAGGACUCGUCGAACAAGUUGCCCAAAAGCUUGAUGCCAUCUACCAGGAAGGACUUGUGAAGCACGAAGAACUCGACGAUCGCGCCUUUGACGCAUUGAAAGAGUUCGAAUGUGAAGGAGCCUGCGCCGUGCUGCAGCAAUUCAAGGAUUCCAACCUGUCCCAUGUCCAAAACAAAAGUGCCUUCCUCUGCGGAGUGAUGAAGACUUAUCGACAGAAGGCGAUUGCCGAGGGUCGCCUCCAACCAACACCUCAUGGGCACCCCGAUGAAGCAAAAAUCAAGGAGCUACUCAACCGCACCAAGUACAACCUUGACGUCACCACCGGCCAGCGCAAGUACGGCGGCCCCCCACCCAAGACUGUUUCUGAUAAAGAGCAGCCCGCCGUCGGCGCUGAAGUGUUUAUCGGCAAAAUUCCUCGAGAUAUGUUUGAGGAUGAGCUUGUCCCCCUUUUUGAAAAAUGCGGCCUCAUCUGGGACUUCCGACUCAUGAUGGACCCAAUGACUGGCCAAAACCGUGGCUACGCUUUCCUAAGCUUUGUUGAACUGUCCGCUGCGCGGAAGUGUGUCGAAAUGUACGACAGAUUCGAAAUCCGCAACAAGCGCGAGCUUCAUGUGACUAUCUCCCAGCCCAACAAUCGCCUCUUCGUCGGAUCGAUCCCAAAAACAAAGACUAAGCAGGAGAUUCUCGACGAGUUCUCCAAGCACACGAACGGAUUGACAGACGUUAUUCUGUAUUAUCAAGUUGAAGAAAAAAACAAGGGUUCUGGUCUCCAGAAGAACCGCGGAUUCUGCUUCUUAGAAUAUGAAACCCAUCAAGCUGCCUCACAAGCCCGACGAAGGCUUCUUUCCGGUCGCGUCAAGGCCUGGAACAACCUCAUUGUCACUGUCGACUGGGCUGACCCUAUCAACUCUCCAGGCGAUGAUAUCAUGGAUAAAGUUAAAGUUUUAUACGUCAAGAAUUUGGCUUCAAUGGUCAGUGAAGAUCUCGUCACCCAAACCUUUGCGGCCUUUGGCGAUAUUGAAAAAGUCAAAAAGCUGAAAGGUGGGAGUUGGGAUUACGCAUUUGUCCACUUCAAGAACCGUGAUGAAGCUCGCCGUGCGAUGUCUGAACUCAACGGACUCAACUUGGAAGGUCAAUGCAUCGAGAUUUGCCUCGCCAAACCACAGGACAAGAAACUCAAGGAAAAGAAACUCGAGCGUCAGAUGCAGAAGCAGAUGGCCAUGUCAGGCGGUUUUGGCUUCGGAAAAGGGCAGGGAAUGAUGCCUGGCAUGCCUCGCUUCCCAGGCCAUCCGCCAUCGUGGAUGAACGGAACUGGAUACCCGUACGGUGGACCUGGAGGCUACAGUGGCGGCCCGAGCAAUGGAUACGGAAAUGGUGGAAACGAUCAAGCGUGGAAUGGCUACUCUGGUUACGCUGGCGGAUACGGUGCUCCUAUGGAGCAGUACAUGAACGGUUACGGUGUCCGGAGUGGCCCAAGCGCCCGUGGCGGCUACUAUAACCGCGGAUCCAACCCCGGUCAGAACAGCGGCAAUAACCGAAGCGGUGGACCCAAGCGCGGCUACAAAGGCGGCAAGUCUCGAAAAUCGCAGAACCACAACGCCAACCAACAACAAAACAAUCACCAGAGCAACCAACAGUAA
Oikopleura dioica is the source of this 1752-nucleotide messenger RNA. NCBI's taxonomy places the organism in Eukaryota, Metazoa, Chordata, Appendicularia, Copelata, Oikopleuridae. The record is from the annotation of a GenBank genome assembly.